Molecule: messenger RNA, 6386 nt
Organism: Drosophila sulfurigaster albostrigata
Lineage: Eukaryota; Metazoa; Arthropoda; Insecta; Diptera; Drosophilidae
Gene: ClC-a
Product: chloride channel protein 2
Exons: 14
Coding region: 1934-5044 (1036 amino acids)
Biological process (GO): transmembrane transport; chloride transport
Cellular component (GO): membrane
Molecular function (GO): voltage-gated chloride channel activity
Source: RefSeq, a predicted model, not a curated record
UACGGUGGAAAUGUGAACUAAGGGAUAAAUUAACUGCGCAUUAUCGUUAUAAGAGAGAGAGAGAAAAAAACCCCCGACUAUUAAUACAUUCAUUGAGACAAAUUCACGACAUGUUUAACAGCAUCUUUUUUUAAUGUUACCUUUUUUAUGUAUUAAAAUGAGCAUUUGUGAAUUUUAAAUUGACAGAGAAAUUGGCUCUGCUAAUCGAUUUAGUCUGAAACCGAAUCACAAAUUAAAUUCAAGCUGGCGAUAAAAACUUGGAAAUGCAAAUCAGCUGAUCGCGACGAGCGAAAAGCUCCCGUUUCGUAGAUCUACGUCAUCAAUCGGAUCGGAUCGGAACGGAACGGAACGAGCUGCCGCUGUCGCUGCUGCUGGCGCUGACCGAAGGUGAUAACCGGGUCCGGAGCUCCAAACACCUAACAACAGCGACGCAACGCAACGUAACGCAACGUCAACAGCAGCGACGACGGCGACGACGCUAGCAGUCAAUGCCAGAACGCGAAGCGGCCGCGUUGACAACGGAGCUGCUCUAGAAUCGCUCUGCAGUUUCCUUUCCUUCAGUCAAUUCUCAUGUACAACAUUGGAAUAGACUCCAAUUAACGCGGCAACAGUGCGAGUAACAGUAAACGGGAUCAAUCGAAGCGUCAAUCAAACGAAAACACACGGAUCAAUCAAACUUGUGCACAACGUUCGAUCGUGAAGUGUGAGUGACAACAGUAACAUGAACAACAACAACAACAGCAAAUCAAAACACGCGCUCAGAGUGUGCGAGUAGCGAGCUGUGUUGUGAGUGAGCACAGUGGAACGAAAAUAACAACGACAACAACAGGUGGCGGGCGCACCUGCCAAAGGCAAGGCAAUAAAUAAAUUUCCGCUGUGAGAACCAAAUAUUGAAUAUCGAGCUGAGCACGGUUAAUUAGUUUUGGAUAUCGUAGUGGAAAACAGGUGCUAAUUUCGGAAUAUUUACAGUUAAUCCAGCAACCAAUACUCCUGUUUGUUGUCUCGACAAAUUCAAUAAACAUAGAUAGAACAGAUAAUGAAACUGUGAUACAUUUGCGAUUUUGUUGUCGCUGUUGUUAAUUAAGCCUUCACACGCUCAAGUGCGCCACUUGAAAUCGUUGUACACACGUUCGUUCCUUCUCGCACCUCCCACCUCCCACACAAGCUUACACACAGCAUUAUCGCAGUUUAGUCACACAAGAAGCGAAAGAGAAGGAGAAGGAGAGGGAAGAACACCAACACACUACGCUGAAGUUAUCACCGUUAGGAGCAGCGCAGUGCAGUGCGCAGCCAGCAGUAGCAAUUUUCCCAAGCGCACACAGCUCAGCUGACGUCGCAGUCGACGAAGUUUCGCAGUAGCAGCAGCAACUUACUUACGCAGCGCAUAUUUUGUUUUUGUCGUAAACGUAACUGCGCGACUGCGAAUGCGCUUGCUUGUCGUCUGCCUCACUCCCGCAUAACGGCACAACUUCACCUAUACACUCACUUUGGACUCGAGCCUCUUUGGAAUGCGUAUGCGUAGCACAGUGGAUUGAGAGUAGCGUAGACUUCGACGACGACGUCGACUUCGACGUUCGAGUUCGAGUUCGACUCUGCGUCGUUAUCAGCGUCGCUGCUGCUGCAAAGGAAGUCAGUCUUGUGACUUGGUGCAAUAAAAGUGCAGCUAAUUGAAUUUAAUCCACAAGCAAAAGGAAUUUGAUUUCAUUUUUAUAUGUGCCGCAUACGGACAGCGCGUCGAGUGCAAUGCGGAAAAAGUGCAAGUGACAAUCGAAGCAACAAUAAUCGCAUAAUAAGCGCGUCUUAACUGAAAGACAAGCGAAAUUAUACUCAAUAAAAAACAUCAAAAAAAAUACAAAGCAGCCAUUUAAUAUUCAAGUCUUACGUUAAUUAUUGUGAUAUUGCAACUUGUUAAACAAAAGAGAAAUAAAUCAACAUGAAGAUCAGCAGAAAUGGACGGGAAUCUCUGCUCCUCGUGCCCUCGCCGAACCACACGUUUCCCAUACGCACGUGUUCCAAUGCGUCCUCGAUACGGCUCAAUAUGGGUCAUGAUCACGAUAACAACGAUGACGCCGAGGAGGGACUCGGCUACACUCACACCCUGAUGUAUGGUCGUUAUACGAAAGAUCUAGGAGAAUUUGCAAAAGAUGAAGCCAGAAAACUCAAGCUACUCGAAAAGCGACGAAAGCAAGAAGAUAAACAAAGGAAUAAGGAACUGCUAGGCAAACGAGCGACACGAAUAAAACGCAUCUCAUCAUGGGUCUGGAAGCAUACGUUGGCACGUUUGGGCGAGGAUUGGGUGUUCCUCGCCCUGCUGGGCAUCAUCAUGGCCCUGCUCUCCUUCAUCAUGGACAAAGGCAUAUCGAUAUGUACAAAUGCUCGUAUUUGGCUGUAUCGCGAUCUUACCUCACAGCCCUUCAUACAGUAUAUUGCUUGGGUCUCAUUGCCGGUCUGCUUAAUAUUAUUCUCAGCCGGGUUUGUCCAUCUCAUCGCACCGCAAAGUAUAGGUUCCGGUAUACCUGAAAUGAAGACCAUACUGCGUGGCGUUGCACUGAAAGAGUAUCUCACAUUUAAGACAUUAGUGGCCAAGGUAAUUGGUUUAACGGCAACUCUGGGCAGCGGUAUGCCAUUAGGAAAGGAAGGUCCUUUCGUACAUAUAGCAAGUAUUGUAGCACAAUUAUUAAGUAAACUCGUCACAUCAUUCCAAGGCAUCUAUGAGAAUGAGUCGCGCAACUCGGAAAUGCUUGCGGCCGCCUGUGCCGUCGGCGUUGGCGCCUGUUUUGCAGCUCCCGUUGGUGGCGUACUCUUCAGCAUUGAGGUAACCACCACAUACUUUGCGGUGCGCAACUACUGGCGCGGCUUCUUUGCCGCCGUCUGUGGUGCGACGGUAUUUCGCUUGCUCGCCGUCUGGUUCCAGAAUGCCGACACUGUUCGUGCUCUCUUCCUCACCAACUUCACCACCGAGUUCCCCUUCGAUCCGCAAGAGUUGUUCGUUUUCGCACUGAUUGGCUUAAUUUGCGGCUUGGGUGGCGCCACCUAUGUCUGGGUGCAUCGGCGUUAUGUGCUCUUCAUGCGCUCCAACAAACGCAUGAACAAAUUCCUGCAGAAAAAUCGCUUUUUGUAUCCUGGUUUUCUGGCGUUGUUGGUCUCCAGCAUUUCGUUUCCACUGGGCACGGGUCAGUUUCUGGCAGGUGAGCUCAGCACACAUGAGCAGGUGACACAGCUGUUUAGCAACUUCACCUGGUCUCGAGAUGAUUUGACUGUGGAACAGGCUGCGGUUGUCACUCACUGGAUGACCAACUACACUAGCGUCUUUGGCAAUCUAGUCUGCUACUUGGUUUUCACGUUCUUCUUCUCCAUCAUUGCGUCCACAAUUCCUGUGCCAUCAGGCAUGUUCAUCCCAGUCUUUAAGAUUGGCGCCGCCUUUGGUCGCUUGGUGGGUGAAUUUAUGGCUUCGUGGUUUCCACAUGGCGUUCGCUACGGUGGCCGCCUCUCACCCAUUAUGCCCGGUGGCUAUGCUGUAGUAGGAGCCGCCGCUUUCUCCGGCUCUGUGACGCACACCGUUUCCGUGGCCGUGAUUAUCUUCGAGAUGACGGGUCAAAUCACGCACGUGGUGCCCGUGAUGAUAGCUGUGCUGGUGGCGAAUGCGGUGGCCGCGCUGCUGCAGCCCUCGAUUUACGACAGUAUUAUACUGAUAAAGAAGCUGCCUUAUCUGCCGGAUCUGCUGCCCUCCAGCUCGGGCAUGUACAGCAUCUUUGUGGAGGACUUUAUGGUGCGCGAUGUAAAAUACAUUUGGCAUGGCAUCUCCUAUCAGAAGCUCAAGGAGGUGCUCAAGAUCAACAAGACGCUGCGCUCGCUGCCCCUGGUCGAUAGUCCAGAGAACAUGAUACUUCUGGGCUCCGUGCAGCGUUACGAACUGAUCAAGAUCAUCGAGAAGCACAUUGGACGCGAGAAGCGCAUGGAGGUGGCGCAAAAGUGGCAAAAGGAGGCCGAGGAGCGGGCCCUCGAAGAGGAGAAGAAGAAACAGGAAGCAGAGCAGAGGCAGCGACGUCCCUCACGCUUCGAAGUGCUGCCCGCUCCCGAUAUUCUCAGUCUGCGUCAGAUUGCCAACGACGAAAUGCUGCCGCCCAAAAAGCGAGCCGAGACCUUGCACAGUUCGCUGACGCCCCGCAAAUCCAUACUGAAGAAGACAAACUCGUUCAAUCUGAAGACCUACACUCCCGCCUCGCCUCACAGUCCCAGCAUCACGCCGUACACAACGAUCACUGGCAAUUCCGAGUUUCGCAUACGCUCCGCCUUCGAGGCCAUCUUCAAGAAGUCGACAACGCUGCAGGACGUGCAGCCCGAUCCGGAGAUGGGCUCCGUCUCGCCCGAGACAGCCGACAGUGGGGUGCAAGUGCAGCAGGCACCCAGUGCGCCCAGCACUCCCGGCAUCUCGAAGAAGGUUCAGCUGACUCCGCCCAUGAAAAAGGCGAAAUCGGUGCAAUUGCCAAGGGAACGGGUUAUUGACAUGUCACCGGAGGAUCAGAAGCAAUGGGAACUGGAGGAAAUGCUGAAACCCAUUGAUUUGGAGAAGGCACAGAUUCACAUAGAUCCCUCGCCCUUUCAGCUGGUCGAACGCACUUCCAUCCUCAAGGUGCACUCGCUGUUCUCCAUGGUGGGCAUCAAUCAUGCCUACGUAACCAAGAUCGGACGACUUGUCGGAGUGGUGGGACUCAAGGAGCUACGCAAGGCCAUCGAGGAUAUCAAUAGCAACAGUUUCGUAGCCCAUCCGCGGGACGAUGAGAUCGAUGGCGAUACGAAGCCAGCCGUGGAGAAGCCUCUGCUGUCGCCAAGCGCCAGUGACAAGGCUGUGGAUAUGACAAUCACAUCGAUGGAUUCGGCGUUAUCAAAUUCUGACAAUUGCUCGGAUAUUGAGAUGGAGCACAUGAAGUCAUUGGAUACGCCGGAAGUGACGCUUACAAUGCCUCCGACAGAUACAAAUACAACAACAACAACAACAAUAAUAGACACAAACAACACACAGAACAUAAACAAAAGUGUUUAAAAUAGGCUUCAAUCUUAUGUUAUGUUAUGUUAUGUUAUAUGUAUAUUGACUCGUUAGUUAUGACAACAUACCGAUAUUUCAUGUUGUCCGCAAGUCUGUAAAGAUCAGUUAAAGCUAAGUUACAUCAUAAUUUAAUUAUAAUAUCAAGUUGUUAUGUAUUCAUGUGUAUGAAUAUGUAUACAUAUGUAUGUAUAUUUCUUUAGUGCAUAAAGUCAAAGAUAUCGUGAUCUAUAUUUAAGUUCAAAUCAAUGCGAAAUAAAAGAUUAACAAUAACACUCAUUUUCACAUUUCCCACUGAAUCGUCUUGAACUUUACUCUAAUCUCAUGAUUACUUCACAUUUUUUGUUUACCAAUUUGUGCACAUAAAAUCUAAUUUUAUUCUUUAUGGUCGGGUCAAAUUGUUUUGUGGACCACUCGAAAGGCUUUUGACUGAACAUUGUUUAUUCAUCAAUGAUGUGUCAAUCGAUCAAUUUGCAGUUGCCAAAACAAGUUAAAGUUCUGGCUCAAAUAAUUCGAGUGUAAUAAAAUAUUGCUAAUGAUAGAAAUCAAUUUAUGACCCACUUGAGCUAACGGUACUCGUAAAUUGUGACUCAGAGCUUUGAUGAUCUGUCGAGGCAUUUGUGAAAUCAUUUUGAGUUUUAACUCAUAUUUCUGACUACUUAUCAUUUCUUUUUAAAUUAUUUGUCGAAUAAAUUCAAUUAUUAUGUUCCACUUCGGAGAACGUUGUAAAUUCUAUGAAGGCAAGACCUGGACCAAAAUUUGCACUGGAAGAUACUCGGAAGACAUUAAACUGCGAUAUCAAAAUCUUCUAAUUCAGAUUGGCGACAAAUAUGCCGUUUACGAGGCGGAUAAGAAUCAUUUCUUGGUAUCAAUGGGUAACAGUAAUAUAAUGCGUGAAGAACGAAUUGAGCUCAAAGAGAACAAUUUUAUUAAUGCCGAUUCCAAAAAAAUCAUUGAGGAUGUAUAUGCCAUGACAUGUCUACCAUACAGAUUUCGAUUCACCGAGGAAAUUGUCAGAGAAUGUACGCGAAGAAAUAAAGUUCAUGCCCAGCACACUAUUCUAAACUAUCCGCGCUACGAGGAAAUGGUGGAUAGGUUGAUGGAACAUCACUUAAGAUUAUCCCGUAAAAACUGCUCAAAUUUCUUCAAUGGAACCAAUUACUGGCCAUUGAUCAUCGUUGCUUUUCUACUUCUUUUUAUUAUGCUUUUCUACAGAACGAGAUUGUAAUGGAUAGAUUUAGUAUUUCAUUAAUAUGUGUACCUUAUUAAUAACUUAAUAGUAAUAUUAAUAACUUAAUAAUGGAUAAUAAACAAACUUGUAAUCUUCAUAAUAUAAAAGAAA